Molecule: messenger RNA, 1839 nt
Organism: Rhizoctonia solani
Lineage: Eukaryota; Fungi; Basidiomycota; Agaricomycetes; Cantharellales; Ceratobasidiaceae
Product: Fungal Zn(2)-Cys(6) binuclear cluster domain
Exons: 11
Coding region: 1-1839 (612 amino acids)
Biological process (GO): regulation of DNA-templated transcription; DNA-templated transcription
Molecular function (GO): zinc ion binding; DNA binding; DNA-binding transcription factor activity, RNA polymerase II-specific
Source: RefSeq, a predicted model, not a curated record
AUGUCUCAGCCUGAAGCCGGACCGUCUCGUCGUCGUCGUCAAUACGUCUCCCGUGCAUGCAACAGCUGUCGGCGCCGCAGAUGCAAGUGUGAUGGCGUCCAGCCAAUGUGUGGACCGUGUUCAACAAGUGGACAUGAGUGCACAUGGGGGCAGGAUGGGGAGGAUAGCGGACGCCCUGCGACGAAGCAGUUCGUAGAGAGUCUCCGAGUGAAGAUCCAACAGCUCGAGUCUGAGAUCGCUCAACUAAGAAAGCAGCCCCAAGCGCCUUCCUCCCAUACCACGUCCCCCCACCCCCCAAGUGUGCUUUCAGAUUAUAGCCCCGUGCCCGCCGAGGUUCGUUGGAGCUUUGAUAGUCCGCCGCUGAGUACUGCUUUGAUGCAGCCAAUACCAGCGACGCAGACUCAGGCAAAGCCACUGCUUCACUUGCAUGCUUCCACCGAGCUUCCUCAUCUUGUUCAGUCCACUAAGAUCUCUCCCAUCGAGAUUCCUUUAGUCAAUCUACCCCCAACAGCCCCUGCUCUCAGGUACCAAUACAUUUUCAACAUCGAUACAAGCAUUCCGUUGGACGAACAGUAUCCUGCGCAUCGCGCCAGCCUUGUUUGUCAAUGGAACCGCAAUCUUCCCGAUCUUUCCCCGAUUUAUCUGUCCCAGCUCGAACAUGACAUCAUUUUAUCUCGAUGCUUUAGCUAUGGGGCAUGUUGCUCUUUUGGUCUCCUUCCAGAUACAUUCCUUGCCCAAUUUCUCGAGUGCCUGGGCCCUGAAGCCGUGCCAGAACGCAUGGCCGAAGGAUCCAGGUAUUAUACUCCACUUUUACACUGCUCGUUGCUCACGUUUGGGGCCGGAUUCUCAGACAACCCUCAGAUGCGAGAAAGAAAGACACGGGAAAAGCUCGCGACGCAUGCAAAGAAGUGGCUUGAUGACGAGUUCAACAAUCCAAGCUCAAGUUUAAUGGUUUCGCUUGCUCUGCUAUCCGAACAUCACUCUGGCAUAGGGCAAGCUAAAAUUGGGUACAUGUAUAUGGGAAUGGCCAUACGGGCGGCUCGACUCCGUCCUAUUUUAUUCGAUCCACUCAUCCGAGAUUGGCAUCUCUGGUCCGUUUUUAUUCAAGAAUCCCUUAUGGCCUUGGAAAUGAAUAGGCCAAGCGAAUACCCAGUUCCAAAAGCGCCCAUUAUCUGCCCGAUAGCAGUCGAACCCGAUAGUCGAUCUCCUUUGACUAGCUCAUUAACAGAGUUACUCACACACGAAGAUUAUUUCAAGUUUUCUGCUCGAUGCUUUAUCCAAUUGUCUAGGCUUAUUAAUAUCAUCAUUAGAAUAACUGAUGGCGCGGUUACCGAUAAACAAAUCAUUCUUGAUAUCCAUCUUGAACUAGAAACCUGGUUCAACAACCUCCCCGAUGGAGUGAUGAUUCGUCAACGGGCGACACUGACCUUCCCCCCGAUCCUCACUCUUCACAUCACAUAUUGGUGGUUCAUCCUCCAUUCGCAUUUCCCUCUCGCUGAGCAACUGUCGAUUUCAACUAGCGAGCCUGUCAGAGAGCUCUCCAUAAAGAUGUGCGCGCGUGCAACCGAGAAACUUGUUCAACUAUUCAAUACAUUCGAUAAACAAUUCGGAUUACGAUUUUUUCCUCGUAACUUGAUCAAGGCUAUACACGCAUGCGGUUCGGCCCUCGUCAUUGAGCGCGACUCAGCAUCUAGUGCAUCAAAGAAGAAGCGAGCGACGGCAAUAGAAGGGAUUGACUCAUGUAUUUAUGCGUUGAAGAUUAUUGGCGAAGUUUGGCACAUUGCGAUUCCUAUGAGCGAGGAUCUGGAAUCCCUCGCAGGGGUGAAUCUUGCUGCGUGA